AGAAGAAGAAGAAGAAGAAAAAUGGCAGAAGAUUGGGGUGAAAUUUUCAGCGGUCUUUUAAGAAUUGACAAUGACCAAUUAACUGAUUACGGAGAAGAUAAUGAAGAUUACGUCGAAAGCAUGCUAACAAAAGAAGAUACAAUUGCCAUUGCUGGACUCACCAACCGACUUUCUUCACGAACCACCGAACAUCCAUGGCUUCAUCAAGUUCGCCAUACUGCAAUCCACCACAUUGUUCAUACAGGAGGACGUUUUGGAGUCAGAAAAAUUACAGUUUACGCAGCAGUGAUUUAUGUUGAUAGGCUUCUUUCAUCAAUGCCAAUAGUAGUCGAAAGAUUCGAGGUAGGAAAGUUAUUGGGAGUUGCAUGUUUAUUUUUGGCUGCUGAGCAUUUGGAGGAAUAUGAAGAUCAACCAGAUUUAUCAGAUUAUGAGUAUUUUGUGGAAUGUAGUGCAAGAAGUAUAACGAAUAUGAGGAACCAUGUUGUUAAACAAUUUGGAGGGAUAGUGAAAUUUGUUACUCCUAUUCACUUCAUCAAAUAUUUCUUGUCAAAAUUCUGCAGAGAUUUUUCAAGAAAAGAGUAUGCCAGAUUCAUAACUGUUGAAAUCAUCAUGAGUAUACUUGGAGAUGUGAGGUUAAUGAGUCUAAGAGCAUUUGUAGUAGGAGCAGCAGCAACAUUGUUAGGAUCAAACCCAAAUAUAUUGACAGAGCAAAUGAUAAGGGAUGAGAUUAAUGCCUUGCCUACAAAUUGGCGUAUUUCACUUGAUGAAGUGUGUUCUUGCUAUAAUCGUUUGCUAGAGACCAACAGGCACAGACUUGACAUAAAUUGAUCUCAUCUUCACUAACAAUUGUGGAAGCAAACUAAAGGCAUGAAAUAGAUAUUUUUAGCAAUAAUUUUCUCAAGAAAUAUUGUUGGUGUGAUUGCUAUAGAUUGGAAUUAGCUACUUUCUGUUAUAUUUUGGACACAAGCAGAAAUACUAUGAGAUAGUAAUAAUGAGAUUACUUUUAAAAGUUUUCAUCAAA
Messenger RNA from Solanum dulcamara, 1021 nucleotides. RefSeq names its product cyclin-D5-1-like. The transcript has 5 exons. Gene Ontology annotation, molecular function: cyclin-dependent protein serine/threonine kinase regulator activity. The record is from RefSeq and is a predicted model, not a curated record. Lineage: Eukaryota; Viridiplantae; Streptophyta; Magnoliopsida; Solanales; Solanaceae. Gene Ontology annotation, cellular component: nucleus; cyclin-dependent protein kinase holoenzyme complex; cytoplasm. Gene Ontology annotation, biological process: mitotic cell cycle phase transition; regulation of cyclin-dependent protein serine/threonine kinase activity. Bases 22 to 828 code for a protein of 268 amino acids.